GCCCACCGGUCUCUCAGAACGACUCCAUCCCCUCCUUUCCCUGCGCCCCGGCGGCUCCACGACGCCGCGCGCCCCCGUACUACGACGGCCGGCAAAGGAGGCUCGCCGCGCCGGAGCGCUCCUGGUUGAUUGAGAGCGAGCCACGUCUUGCCUCCCUCCUCGCCCUCGGAGCGACCGAGUCGAACUCGUGGAGCCCUCGCUCGGCCUCUCCCCAUCUCUGCAGCCACAAGGUGCUGUACACCCCUUGCUUGCUAAGGUGCUGCUCAUUGCGGUGCAUGACCAUGAUUUCUGAAGAUGGAGAUAUCUCAGCUCUGCUCUCUGAACCAAAUCUAGAUGAAGAGCAGGCUGUGACUUCUGGAUCCGAUGAUUUCUUGCCUGCUAUUUUGGAAUCUAUUAAGUCAAACGAAAAGGAAGUCGAACUUUCACCUGAGGAGGCAGCUUGGGCUGAUUCGUGUUUUGUGCAGACUUCUGAACUGUCAGAUGAAGACUGGGGUGCAUUGAAGCAAGCCUUGCUUGAUUCCCUUCAAGAGCCAAUUGAAGGUUCACGCGAUACCACUGAGGUCAUGCUUGACCAAGGCACCCAUGCACUUUCAGAGGCGGAAUCCCACAGUCUGCAUGUGGAAAAAGAUGCUCAGGAUGAUAAUGUAGAGAUGGAGCAACAAGGCAAUAGCGAUGAUGACAAGGAUGCUACUGAAGUUGGGGACGUUACAAAUGUAAUUAGAGGUGCAGAUGAGCAUGGCAGGCAAAUGGACGGAUACACUGCAGAUGAGCUGGUUUCAUCUGAAGUCAUCGAGCAGGCAGAGUCGAGGGAUUCUAUCUUCAAGGUUUGGGAUCUAGACGUGUCGUUCUCCGAGGAUGAGAGCGAGCUCGAACUCAUCAAGGACCUCAAGAAACUCCUCAAGGGCAAGCCUCAGGAUGCUACGUAUCCGCCUCCUGGUGACGCAGCCAAGGCUCUGAGCGAGAUAAACGUUGAUGAACUUGUGGCGGGCUUGAGUAACUUGUCGCUGCAGCGAAACCAGUAGCUAGCAGUUUGUUCUUGGUUCCCAUGAUCCUCUGUGCAUCUCUACCGUCCAAUGGUAAUGUUGUGGCAGCAAAGCAGUGAGUGACGGUUUGUUUGUUGGUCCAGCCGGUCCAUUGUGCAUCUGGACCAUCAGGUGGUUGAUGUCGUGUCUAAUGGGCGCAUAUUACUUCUUUCGUAGGCUUCUUUAGACUUCAGACUUAGGUUGACUUUCGAUAUUUGUUUUGUACAGUAUAUGUCUAGACACCCUUGAAACACGCCGUUUGAGUUCAAUUCAGGCAGAUUUUGGACUGCUCCUCAGGCCUUGUACAAUGCAAGGUGCUUAGUAAAAUAAACGAGUUUUUUGAA
Molecule: messenger RNA, 1366 nt
Organism: Triticum dicoccoides
Lineage: Eukaryota; Viridiplantae; Streptophyta; Magnoliopsida; Poales; Poaceae
Exons: 2
Coding region: 276-1022 (248 amino acids)
Source: RefSeq, a predicted model, not a curated record